AUGGAAUAUAACUCACUGCCUCCGGAGAUUACCGUCCUGCUGCUGGGCGACUCUGAAGUAGGGAAGUCGACGUUCUUGUCUCGCCUGUCACUCGGCGUGCAACCUCAGAACGACGACCUCCCACCUUAUGAGCUUCCCAAGCUGCGCGAUAUCGACCAGCCGUAUGCCUUCGAUAUCACACUCUAUGGCCGGCCGUACAGGCUGCAAUUCUACGACACGGCCUCACCCCAGAACUAUACGCUUCUGCACCCACAAUUUGUGAUUCUUUGCUACGACAUAUCCUCGCGCGCGUCGCUCGAGUCGCUUUCUUCGACAUGGCUGCCGGUAGUGAACAAGCAUUUUAAUUACGAUGAAAACUUGCCUGUAAUGGUCCUUGGUCUUAAGAGGGAUUUGAGGAGACAAUGGACGUUAGCGGAGCAUGGCCCGGACAAGAAGGGCAAGGGCGCGAGCGUCAUGCCACAUGAGGGAUUACAGACAGCGCAGAGAAUGCUGUGCGAUCAUUACGCUGAAUGUAGUGCGCUGACAGGGGAGCUGUGUAGGCAAGUGCUGGAGGAUGUCGCAAAGACAUGUGCAAAGACAACGACCAAGGACGGUGCCAAAACUCAAGCUGAUGUGUGCAACCUCAUUUUUCUCUCCCAUAUCGCCUGCAAUCACACCAUGGCGACAGCAUUCGAUCACGACAAGCUCUCCGCGGAGCACCAGCAGACCGAGAAUGUCGCGGAGAAGAUCUCGACUUCAUCGGGCAGUGGUGAGCUCGAAGCGCAGAAUAUUGAUCUUGAGGAGAAGGAGGCUGCCCGUGUGCUGAGGAAGGUGGAUAUGAGACUCGUUCCAAUGCUGUCUCUUCUUUACCUCGUCGCGUUCAUCGAUCGAAGCAAUAUCGGUAACGCGAAGAUUGCUGGUAUGACGGACGACCUGAAAAUGCACGGUAGCCAGUACAACACUGCAGUCACCUUAUUCUUCGUUCCAUACACGCUACUCGAAGUACCUAGCAACAUCGUGCUCAAGAUGAUGCGCCCAAGUCAUUGGAUGGCAAUCUUGAUGUUCUGCUGGGGUCUCGUGAUGACACUUAUGGGUCUUACGUCCAGCUACGGUGGGCUACUUGCCGGACGUUUCUUCUUGGGUGUGACAGAGUCUGGCUUCUUCCCCGCAGCAACGUUUCUGCUUACUCUCUGGUAUCGCCGUUUCGAACUUCAGCGUCGUAUGGCUGUUUUCUAUGUAGCCGCCUCUCUUGCUGGUGCUUUCAGUGGGUUGCUCGCCUACGGUAUCGAGAAGCUCGACGGUCGCUCUGGACUUGCCGGAUGGCAGUGGAUCUUCUUAAUAGAGGGAUUGAUCCCAGUGGCGCUCGCGCUCAUCAUCUGGAAGAUUCUCCCUGAUAGUCCAGAAACCGCCAAGUUCCUUACCCAACCAGAGCGCGACUUGCUGGUUUCCCGAUUGUCCAACGAUUCUGGGUCUGGACAGGGACAAGCCACCAACAGCGAUAAGAUCAGCAAAGAGCAGAUUCUCACUGGUCUUUCCGACUGGAAGAUUUGGGCUGCUACGGUUAUUUUCUGGGGAAACACCGUUGGAGUUUAUGGAUUCACAGCUACCGUACCAUCUGUCAUCCAAGGCCUCGGCUACACGAGUGCCAAUGCCCAACUCAUGACCAUCCCGAUCUACGUUUUCGCCGCUAUCCUUACCCUCAUCUUUGCGUGGGCGUCCGAUCUGACACGCAAGCGCUCCCCAUACAUCAUCGCAGGCUAUUCCAUUGCCGUAUGCGGCUUCAUCGCUCAACUGGCCAUUCCUAAGCCCGCCUAUCCUGGCAUCACCUAUGGCUUCCUUUUCCCCGUGGCUGGAGGUCUAUACUGCCCUUUUACCUGCCUUGUCUCCUGGAUUGGCAACUCCCUUGCACCAUCUUCUAAGCGCGCUGUUGGUAUGGCUCUCUUGAUUUCCGUGGGAAACAUGGGUGGUAUCAUGGGAAGCAAUAUCUAUCUUUCGCGCGAAGCACCAAAGUACACGACAGGCUUUUCGGCUAGUUUGGCCAUGUGCUGUACCGCCAUCCUCAUGACUUUCGUGUUGAGGUGGGCGUAUGCGAAGGAGAAUAGACUGAGGGAUGAGCUGAUCGCGGAGCACGGUGAAGACGCUAUUCGUGCGAGGUAUUCCGAGCAGGAGUUGCUGCUUAUGGGUGACAAGAGCCCUUUCUACCGGCUGAGCGUAGUAGCCCCCCGCCGAUACAAUCUCAAACACACCCAUUUAUUGAUUCGACACUUGCGCAUACAUAACAAUACGAAAAUCUUUGACACACAGCCCAUUCUUAUCCUACGAUCGCACCAAGCACAAAUCUACGCGCCGUAUCGAGUCGUCAACCCCGCAUACUCUGACCUCUCAUCCUCCACCGUCACCCACCUCCAACCCAAACUCCACGCGCGCACGCAUACGCACCCACCCACCAUGGGUUCCGUAGUCCUCCCCCACCUGCGCACAGGAUGGCACGUCGACCAAGCCAUCCUCAGCGAGGAGGACCGCCUAGUUCUGAUCCGCUUCGGCCGGGACUCGGACCCCGACUGCAUGUCGCAAGACGAGGUACUCUACAAGAUCGCCGACCGCGUGAAGAACUUCUGCGCCAUCUACCUCUGCGACCUCGACGAAGUCCCCGAUUUCAAGGCCAUGUACGAGCUGUACGAUCCUUGCACUGUCAUGUUCUUCUUCCGUAACAAGCACAUGAUGUGUGAUUUUGGGACGGGAAACAAUAACAAGCUGAACUGGGUGUUGGAGGAUAAGCAGGAGUUUAUUGAUAUCAUUGAGACGGUAUACCGGGGGGCGAAGAAGGGCAGAGGUCUGGUUGUGUCGCCGAAGGACUAUAGUACU
Alternaria burnsii is the source of this 2844-nucleotide messenger RNA. Its product is annotated as mfs general substrate transporter. The transcript has 8 exons. Gene Ontology annotation, molecular function: GTPase activity; transmembrane transporter activity; GTP binding. Gene Ontology annotation, biological process: transmembrane transport; mRNA splicing, via spliceosome. The record is from RefSeq and is a predicted model, not a curated record. The annotation marks the transcript as partial. Lineage: Eukaryota; Fungi; Ascomycota; Dothideomycetes; Pleosporales; Pleosporaceae. Gene Ontology annotation, cellular component: membrane; U4/U6 x U5 tri-snRNP complex.